Messenger RNA from Callithrix jacchus (white-tufted-ear marmoset), 8278 nucleotides. It is a transcript of the gene DLGAP3, whose product is annotated as DLG associated protein 3. The record is from RefSeq and is a predicted model, not a curated record. Gene Ontology annotation, biological process: signaling. Gene Ontology annotation, cellular component: glutamatergic synapse; postsynaptic specialization. Gene Ontology annotation, molecular function: molecular adaptor activity. Lineage: Eukaryota; Metazoa; Chordata; Mammalia; Primates; Cebidae.
CCCAGGGUUCCUUCUUCUUCUUUUCAGUUAAGAGCUCAAGAGUGGAAGUGGGCUGGGGAUGGUGUCAGGGGCCCAAGCUCCCAGCUCCCAAAGGCCCCUGCCUCUAUGCCCUUUGAGCUCAGGUAGCCCCUGCCCCCCUCACUCUCUGUUCUUUCUCAUCCUCUCUUCCUGUGUGUAAAUAUUAAAGAGCUGAGCCUGCAGGGCUGAUGUAGACAUGGGGAGAGAAUGAAAUUAAAAAGGAUUCCCUCGCCCCCAUCUCGACACCCCCGCCCCGCAGUCCCUCGCUCCUGCUUCUUCCCCUCUCCCCUCUUCCCUCCCCUCACUCAGUGCUUCCACAUGUCUCUCCUCCCCCCAGUCCAGAUGGGAGCUGGCUCCUUCAGAAAGGGGGCUCAGAACAGGGUGUGGGGAGCUACCUCUCUCUGCCUCCCCCCACCACAUCUGCCUGCAGGGCCGGGAGCCCCCAUGAGCCAGUGGUCCUGAGCCUUCUGAAGUUAGGAUUCUGCCUGGUGGUGGGGAUCCUGACAUCAAGGAUGGGACACCCCGGAUGGAGGUUCCUGGGGCCUGGCCCCCAAGACUAUGAAGAGCCUUUGCUGAGGCCAUGAGGGGUUACCAUGGCGACCGAGGCAGCCAUCCCCGCCCAGCCCGCUUUGCUGACCAGCAGCAUAUGGACGUGGGCCCAGCUGCCAGGGCCCCAUACCUGUUGGGCUCCAGGGAGGCCUUCUCCACUGAGCCCCGCUUCUGUGCCCCGAGAGCUGGCCUGGGACACAUUUCUCCUGAAGGGCCCCUGAGCCUGAGUGAAGGGCCAUCGGUAGGCCCUGAGGGAGGGUCAGGGGGGGCCGGGGUUGGGGGGGGUAGCAGCACCUUCCCCAGGAUGUACCCUGGCCAAGGCCCCUUCGACACCUGUGAAGACUGUGUGGGCCACCCCCAGGGCAAGGGUGCCCCCCGCCUGCCUCCCACACUCCUGGAUCAGUUUGAAAAGCAGUUGCCAGUUCAACAAGAUGGCUUCCACACGCUACCAUACCAGCGAGGGCCAGCAGGGCCAGGGCCCGGGCCAGCACCAGGGACUGGCACUGCCCCAGAGCCCCGCAGUGAGAGCCCUAGCCGCAUCCGGCACCUGGUUCACUCUGUGCAGAAGCUCUUUGCCAAGUCUCACUCUCUGGAGGCGCCGGGGAAGCGGGACUAUAACGGGCCCAAAGCUGAGGGAAGAGGUGGCUCUGGAGGAGACAGCUACCCCGGCCUGGGUUCUGGAGGCCCCCAUACCUCCCACCACCACCAUCACCACCACCAUCAUCAUCACCAUCAGUCCCGGCAUGGCAAGAGGAGCAAGAGCAAGGACCGCAAGGGGGAUGGGCGGCACCAGGCCAAGUCCACAGGCUGGUGGAGUUCCGAUGACAACUUGGACAGUGACAGCGGCUUCCUGGCGGGUGGGAGGCCUCCUGGGGAGCCUGGUGGUCCCUUCUGCCUGGAGGCUCCAGAUGGGUCCUACCGGGACUUGAGCUUCAAGGGGCGCUCGGGCGGGUCAGAAGGCCGCUGCCUUGCCUGCACUGGCAUGUCCAUGUCACUGGAUGGACAGUCGGUCAAGCGAAGUGCCUGGCAUACCAUGAUGGUCAGCCAGGGACGGGAUGGAUACCCGGGGGCCGGGCCAGGCAAGGGGCUCCUGGGUCCGGAGACCAAGGCCAAAGCCAGGACUUAUCACUAUCUGCAGGUGCCGCAAGAUGACUGGGGGGGUUACCCCACUGGUGGCAAGGAUGGGGAGAUCCCCUGCCGCAGGAUGCGGAGCGGCAGCUACAUCAAAGCCAUGGGGGAUGAGGAGAGCGGAGACUCCGACGGCAGCCCCAAGACAUCUCCCAAAGCAGUCGCCCGACGCUUCACCACCCGUCGCUCCUCCAGCGUGGACCAGGCCAGGAUCAACUGCUGUGUCCCACCCCGGAUCCACCCCCGGAGCUCCAUCCCCGGCUACAGCCGUUCCCUCACCACCGGACAGCUCAGCGAUGAGUUGAACCAGCAGCUGGAGGCCGUGUGCGGGUCCGUGUUUGGGGAGCUGGAGUCCCAGGCCGUGGACGCCCUGGACCUGCCCGGCUGUUUCCGCAUGCGGAGCCACAGCUACCUCCGGGCCAUCCAGGCCGGCUGCUCUCAAGACGACGACUGCCUGCCCCUCCUCGCUGCCCCUGCUGCUGUCUCAGGGAGGCCCGGCUCCUCCUUCAACUUCAGAAAGGCCCCGCCCCCCAUCCCGCCGGGAAGCCAGGCCCCGCCCCGCAUCUCCAUCACCGCCCAGAGCAGCACCGACUCCGCGCAAGAGAGCUUCACGGCGGCCGAGGGCCCUGCCCGGCGCUGCAGCUCCGCCGACGGCCUGGACGGCCCCGCCAUGGGCGCGCGCACCCUGGAGUUGGCGCCGGUGCCGCCCCGGGCCAGCCCCAAGCCCCCCACACUCAUCAUCAAGACCAUCCCUGGCAGGGAGGAGCUGCGGAGCCUGGCGCGGCAGCGGAAGUGGCGGCCGUCCAUUGGGGUGCAGGUGGAGACGAUCUCAGACUCAGACACCGAGAACAGGAGCCGGAGGGAGUUCCACUCCAUCGGCGUGCAGGUGGAAGAGGACAAGAGGCGAGCAAGGUUCAAGCGCUCCAACAGUGUGACGGCCGGCGUGCAGGCAGACCUGGAGCUGGAGGGCCUGGCUGGCCUGGCCACGGUGGCCACAGAAGACAAGGCCCUGCAGUUUGGACGCUCCUUCCAGAGGCAUGCCUCUGAGCCCCAGCCUGGGCCCCGGGCCCCCACCUACUCAGUCUUCCGCACAGUCCACACGCAGGGCCAGUGGGCCUAUCGUGAGGGCUACCCACUGCCGUAUGAGCCGCCGGCCACCGAUGGGUCACCCGGCCCUGCCCCCGCCCCCACCCCUGGCCCCGGGGCCGGCCGCCGUGACUCCUGGAUAGAACGUGGUUCCCGUAGCCUCCCUGACUCAGGCCGUGCGUCCCCCUGCCCACGGGACGGCGAGUGGUUCAUCAAGAUGCUGCGGGCAGAGGUGGAGAAGCUGGAGCACUGGUGCCAGCAGAUGGAGCGUGAGGCGGAGGACUAUGAGCUACCCGAGGAGAUCCUGGAGAAGAUCCGCAGCGCUGUGGGCAGCACACAACUUCUCCUGUCCCAGAAGGUUCAGCAGUUCUUCCGGCUCUGUCAGCAAAGCAUGGAUCCCACUGCGUUCCCUGUGCCCACCUUCCAGGACUUGGCGGGUUUCUGGGACCUCCUACAGCUCUCCAUCGAGGAUGUGACCCUCAAGUUCCUGGAGCUACAGCAACUCAAGGCCAACAGCUGGAAGCUCCUGGAGCCUAAGGAGGAGAAGAAGGUCCCUCCGCCGAUACCAAAGAAGCCCCUGCGGGGCCGGGGCGUGCCGGUGAAGGAGCGCUCCCUGGACUCCGUGGACAGGCAGCGGCAGGAAGCGCGCAAGCGGCUCCUGGCGGCCAAGCGCGCUGCUUCCUUCCGCCACAGCUCGGCCACCGAGAGUGCCGACAGCAUCGAGAUCUACAUCCCCGAGGCCCAGACCAGGCUGUGACCGGUCCGGCCCGCCCAGCCCGGCCCGGGCCCGCGGUUCUCCACCCGUACUGUACACCCAGCGUCGAGGUCACUGUGAACGCGGGCCGCCCCCGAGCGCCCGCCCCACCGGCACCGCACGCCCCGGCCCCCGGGCCCGUCACACUCUCGUGGGUUUUUUACCUUCCUGACCCCACGCGAAGGCGCCCAGGCUGGGCAGGGGGCCGUGCCUCUCCGCCCUGCGCCCCUCACCUGGAUUCCCCCGCCCACCUGGUCCGACGCUUUGUCCCCACCUUCUCCCCAUGGGCACCAUCUCUGCCAUUCUUUCCCCCCACGGGCCAGGCCGGGCCGGGUCCCCCAUCUGGGCUCUGCGUUCCCCCCACCCCGCGGGGCUGGGCUUCGUGGGGAUCAAGCUUCGUGGCUUUUUAUGAAGAAUCCCGAACCCUGCCUAGGAGCCUGCCCCACCCUCCCAGGGGCUCCAUCCUCAGCCCUCAGCCCACCGGGCCCAGGGACCACAGUGGCUGGACCAACCCAGGACCAGGGCGCCUGGGCCUCUCCCCUUUCCCAGCGGCUGGGGAGGGGAGAUGGGGGCUUCCCCUCACCACACCUGUGGCUGUUCCCUCACCCCCUUGAGUAUCCCAGGAAAAAUAAAACGGCAGAACUGCACUCGAGCCAGCUGCUCUCUCCAGAAGAGGCCACCUCCGUCCCGUGUGUGGGAGGACGGGGGUGAAGGGAGAAGGGGCCAGGAGCCCACUCUCUUGGUUUGGAGACAGCAGGGGUUGCCUGGGCUCCUCCCAGGGAUGGGCCAGCUGGUGGAAAGGAGAUUCGGCCCCUGGUGCCCACAGUAAGAACCUGGACCCUCCUGCAAGGGCCCAGGUAGGGUGAAGAGGGGGAGGAUGUCUAUCUUCCUGCUCUCCCUGUUUUGGUGUUUUCCAUUCUGCCUCCCAGUCCCCAGGGGUCCCCCCCAGAGAGGGAAGCCUGGAGCUCGCUCAGCACACAGCAUGUGCUCAAUAAACUGGGGGUGUGGUUAUUGUUAGGUAUUGACAAAUACUGGUUUCCCUUCCCCUAGGGGCACAGUGUUCCUUCUGCUCCAGUCAUUACUGAUCAGCAGAAAAACUUCAGGCCUGCCACAUUUUCUGAUGCCUCCUAUGGGUGGGCACCUUGGUGGGGGAUGGCGUGGGGGAGCAGGAAGUACAAAGAACCAAGCUCUCCUGGGAAGCCAAAUGGCAACCAGAACCUAGUAUCGAUGGCUUUAUUGAGUGGUCAGUGCGGGUCAGGCAAGGGGUGAGUGCUUUACAUGAAUGUGGCUGGUCCUUACAACAGAUGAGAAAGCCAAAGCUCAGGGCAGGUUACAUGACCUGUCCGAGGUCAAAUGCCAAAUCAUGAGAUUUUAGCUCUGCAGCCUUCUUAGAUCAGAGAGGCUGAUGGCAGUCUCCACCCAGAAUGCCCCUUUCCACUCCUUGAGCAGUCCUUUGGGUUGGUGUGUCACCUCCAGGCAGGAGGAUAAGCCUUCAGUAUUGGCUACUUUUCUGGGCCACACUGGAUCAGCUAAUUCUUCUCAUUUGUUUAUGUGGCACACACCACAGGGAUAGCCCUGAACAAGAUGUAGUUUCUACCCUUAAUGGAGCUUAGUAUGGUGGUAUGGGAAAAACAGACAAGUAAGCAGGCAGUUAAAAUACAGGAGUGAGUGCCAGAAAGAUGAUGAGAGGUUAGCAGCUGGAGGAGGGCCAGGGCUGGGAAGAAUGUUCCAAGAUCAGGGAACAGCUGUGCAAAGGCCUGGAGGACGAAGAGACAUUGGGAGCACAGAGACUUGAUGAUAUCAGUGUUUGGGUCUCAUUGAGGAGGGUGGCCUGGGUCUUGUGGGCUGUAGGGAGCCAGAGGAGGGUUUUGAACAGAAGAGUGGCAUGAAUGAUUUAUAGACUGGUUUCGUAGAUGACUUCUGAAAAGCAAGAGAUGGUUCACAUACACACUCAUGUGAGCCUGGAAGGUGAGGAGGGCUCUAAUGGGAUCUGAAUUCCCAAAAGUAAUCAGUUUGGAGCUGAUCUCAUACAGACUCCUGAGCCUGGUCCAAGACUUAGUGAAUAGACUCUGCCCUCCAAUAAGUUUUUAACAAGUGCUCCACAGGAUUCUGAGCAGCCAGGUUUGGGAAGACUUAAAUUGGAUGACUGUCCAAAAGUCUCCGAUAGAAGUAAACUGGGUCAGUUUCCUUUGCUAAGAUUGUUUUAUCAUCUCUAAAAUUGGGACAUGGGUGAGGUUUGAACUCAGAGCAAUGCUAUAAAACAGGUAUUGUUAUCACCCCCAUUUACAGAUGAGGAAACUGGGGCUUGGAGAGGUUUAAACAGCUUACCUCAAACCAUGAAGCCAGGAAGUGGCUGAGUCUGAGUUUAAUCCUUUACAUUAUACAGCAUUUUAUGGGUCUAUGACUUUUCUCAGAAACAGCUAGGUUUCCCAGGAUUGUGAGGUAUACGGGAGAGGGCACAAAGGAACAGGUCAGCAUCUGCAACUCUGUGGUUAUCCUGCUGCAGACAUGAUGUCCAAAAUCUCCCCAGCUGGGGCUGGUGUGGAUGAGUCUCCUUUGGUUUUUGUGGCCUAGGUAGUUAUGCUGAGCCCCGUAGAUAAGUUGAAGAUUAGAUCCAGUCCUUUUGCUUGAGUUGCUUACAGUCUGGCCAUGGCCAGGCACAUAAACAGAAAGUUAUGGUGCAAAGGGAGGCCUGCUCUCCCAGAAGGACUGAGGGAUUGAGAGGAGAGAGCCUCCAGCAACCAGGGUGUCUUAAUCUAUUUCGUGCUGCUAUAAUAGAAUACCACAGAGUGGGUAACUUAUAAUAAACAGGUAUUUAUUGGCUCACAGUUCUGGGGGCUGGGAAAUUCAAUGUCAUGGUGCUGGCAUCUUUUGAGGGCCUUCUUGCUAUGUCAUCCCAUGGCAGAAGUUGAGCAGGCAAGAGAGGGAGUUGAACUUGCCCUUGUAUAAGGGCAUUAAUUCCACCCUUGAGAGUGCAGCCCUCAUGGCCUAAUAACCUCGUAAAGGUCUCACUUCUUAAUACUUACAAUGACAAAUUUCGGCAGAAGUUUUGGAGGGUACAACCAUAGCACAGGUAGUCUGGGAAAGCUUUCUGCCUUCUGAACUGGAUCUUGCAGGAUGAAUUAGCAUUUUGCAGUCAAGGAAGAGAAGGGAGAAAUUCAUUUCUGGCCAAGGGACCAGCCUGGGCAAAGCCAUGGAAGCACAUGUGUGUUGGGAGUGAAAGCAUAGGCUGGAGAGGGUGGCAGGUGAUGGUGGCUGUAGAGGACGUGGAGGAGAUAUGGCCAGAAGGGACCCAUAGAGAGUUGGUGAUUGGGGGCUAAGAUGGAGACCUCAUAGUUUUAUUUGAAAGAUAAAACUAUGAUAAACAGAAUGGAAAUGAACUGGCAGGGGCAACAAGACGGCAGGGAGACCAUUGAGGGAGCUGCUAAAGUGGUCCAGCUAAGAGAGAAUGAUGUUGACUUUAAGGGAAAUUUAGGAGGCAUAGGUGCCGUAAGCUGGAUCUGGGGAAUAAUGCAAAGAUGGGACGCCUUGAAGGUGUCACUCAGAUGUCUGGCUUAAUGAAUGAGUAAAGCCACGAAUGGACAUAGGACAUUACAGAAGGAGCAAUACAGUUUGGAAAUACUUAACAUGUCAAUAACCAUUUACUGAGCACUGAGAAGGUGCAAACUACUAUGCCAAGCACUUUAUACAUGUUUAGAUUGAUUUAAUACAGCAACCCUAGGGGCGGGUUCUAUUAUUGUCUUUUUUUUAAAACAAAGAGUGUAAAUAGCUUUUCUGAGAUUAGCAGACAAGAGUCAGGAUUCGAACCCAUGGCUAUCUGAUUUCUAAGUCUUUGCUCCUGAGCCCCUCAGCACUUCUGCUUGAGGGAACCACUAGCCAUGACUCAAGACUCAGCUCAAGGCCUGGUUCCUCUAGGGAGCCUUCCUUGAACCUUCCUGGCCGGGCUGAAGAUCCUCUUCUGUGCUGCGUGUGUAUACUUCUGUCAUCACAUUUCUUACACUCUGUUGACAUUUUGUAGACCCAUCUGUUUCUUUAGUCAGAGAACUCCAGAGGCAGGUUGGUCCCAGUCAUUUUUGCAUCCCCAAUGCCUGGCACAUGAUUGGCUGACUGGAUGCCAGUUCCUCUGGGCAGUUCUGUUCCCUUCUCUCCACAUAUUCAAUUAGUGAACAGGUUCUGCUAACAACGGUCUCCUAAAUAUUUCUUUGUACUGUUGGGGCUCGGAAAGCAAUACCCCAAAGACUGGGGCUUUGACAUGCCGAGAGGCCUUCGAAGCUGCCGCAGAAUCAAGGUCCCUCUAAUCUUGUUAUCCAAGUACAGGGAGGGACUCUCUGGAGUUUCCUAAUCUGAUCAAGAAAACUUCUUUCCAAAAGAAACAAAAUUGCCUUCCUCCCCUCUCCGAAAUCUCAUCUAUCUCUGAAAAGAAGACUGAGGAGGGCAACCACACCUGGAUGGAUUUUUUACAAGAUGAUGCCUGCUUCUCGGGCUCAUUCAAAUUCUAAAGAGAAUCAUUUACAAAUGAAUUUCUGUCCGUUUUUUUUCUGCUCUAAGAAUCACUUAGGGCCCUCAAAAGAAUUGUCUAUAUUCUCUGUCUCUUCCCUUCCCCUGUGAAAAAGGGUGUAUAAUCUUCUGUACCCCAUUGGAUUAUUGGGUAACCAUUCUCCUGUGACCCUUCCCUUCCCGGCCACCCCACCCCCCGUGCUAUGCACGUUAAAAUAAAAUUUUGUAUGUCUUUUCUCCUAUUAA